AUGUCCAAACACCACGUUCCGCGUCUGCAUCAACUGGGAAAAUGGAUGCCCUCAUCGCACAGCAUCCACCGCGACUGGCUCGGCGAGAUCAUCACCCACGUCGACCAAAACCCUCGCGACCUGCACCCCGUCCUCGUCGAAUUCCAAGACCUCAUCGAAUCAAACACCCGCGUUUACCUCCUCAUCUCGUCCAUGUUUGAAGAAAUCCCCCACAAAAAGCCCUACUCGCAGGAUCCAAUCGGCAACCCGCAGAUCCGCGACUAUCCGCAUCUGCUGCAGGUGUUGAAUCACCUGCUCACCACCGCGCCUUCAUGGAGCGACGAUGCGCAUCGUGUUCGUCAGGUCGGAUUGCCCAUCCACGCGGUGCUCGACUGGCCGAUGGGUACGCCGAGUGGAUAUGCGGCAUUCCUGGAUCCCGAGGUGAAUAAGAUGAUCAAGAAGAUAUUGAAUGCGUGGGGGGAAUUCCUGCGCUCGGAAGAGUCCGCCGUUGUAUUGAACGAUUCUGAGACGGGCUGGUUUGGGAACAGUGGCAGGGAGUGUCUGGCAUUGGUGGGCAAUGUCGGGCAUGAUAAUGGCACCUUUGAUCCCGCGGCCCAUUCUCCGUUUGAGACGCUGUUUGUGUGUGAUCCGUCAGCCAAGUAUCACGGUUUCACAUCGUGGGAUGACUUUUUUACCCGCCAGUUCAAGCCGGAAGUGCGACCUGUUGCAGCACCGGGUGAUAGCAGAGUCAUUGCCAAUGCGUGUGAAUCCCAGCCAUACAAGGUCGCCCACGAUGUCAAAGGACGCGAUCGAUUCUGGGUCAAAGGACAGCCAUAUUCAGUCAUCGACAUGCUGGCUCACGAUAGUCUGGCCACCCACUUCAUCGGCGGCACAGUCUACCAAGCCUUCCUCAGCGCAUUGAGCUACCAUCGCUGGCAUGCCCCCAUCACCGGGAGGAUCGUCAAAGCCUACGUCGUCGAUGGGACGUACUAUUCCGAACCGCUGUUUGAAGGCGUCGGCAACCCGCAGGCCCACAAGCAGGACAUCGACAUGACCGGAGAAGUCACCGCACAGGAAUUCAUGACGGCCACGGCGACCAGAGCGGUGAUUUUCAUCGAAUCGGACGAUCCGGCGGUCGGGCUGGUUGCUUUUCUGGGUGUUGGGCUGACAGAAGUGUCGACGUGUGAUAUCACCGUCAAGGAGGGCGAGUAUAUUCGCAAGGGAGACCAGUUGGGCAUGUUCCACUAUGGUGGGUCAACAUACUGUCUGCUCUUCCGGAAGGAGGUGAAGCUAGAGGGAUUCCCUAAUCCGGAUAUUAAUCGGAAUGUAUUCGUCAGGAGUCGACUUGCUGUUGUCAAAUAAUAACAUAACUCAUCAUAUUCAUGUAUAUAACCUCAUAUAUAGCUGUAUCAAAGAGUAUACUUAAACAAAGGCGACUUAUCCCCCAUAUCCAACAACUGCUCCUCGCUGUACCUCUCUCGCACCUCGUCCUCCCCAAUCCUUUCUUUCCUCUUAUUCCCCCAGAUAUACGACGUCUCCAAUAUCAACGCCGCUAUCAACCCACUCCCUCCAAACGCCAGACUCAGUCCAAAGCCAGUAUAGUACUUUGGACUCUCCGAGUCAAUGUACAUAUAACUCCCGAUGAUACCACCGAUAUUCCCAAUGCAG
Molecule: messenger RNA, 1647 nt
Organism: Aspergillus wentii DTO 134E9
Lineage: Eukaryota; Fungi; Ascomycota; Eurotiomycetes; Eurotiales; Aspergillaceae
Product: phosphatidylserine decarboxylase family protein
Exons: 2
Coding region: 1-1341 (446 amino acids)
Biological process (GO): phosphatidylethanolamine biosynthetic process
Cellular component (GO): mitochondrion
Molecular function (GO): phosphatidylserine decarboxylase activity
Source: RefSeq, a predicted model, not a curated record